Messenger RNA from Gossypium arboreum, 300 nucleotides. Its product is annotated as indole-3-acetic acid-amido synthetase GH3.15. Lineage: Eukaryota; Viridiplantae; Streptophyta; Magnoliopsida; Malvales; Malvaceae. Gene Ontology annotation, molecular function: acid-amino acid ligase activity. Gene Ontology annotation, cellular component: cytoplasm. The coding region runs from base 1 to 300 and encodes 99 amino acids. The transcript has 3 exons. The record is from RefSeq and is a predicted model, not a curated record.
AUGAAUGGGUAUAAAGGUGGGUUGAAGACGAUUGAGGAACUGACCACAAAUGCUGAGCAAAUUCAAGACGAGCUAUUUAAGAAAAAUGUUCCCAUAGUUACUUAUGAAGUUCUCAAGCCUUACAUAGAUAGGAUUGCUAAUGGGGAGACAUCAGAUAUCCUUUUAGCUGAACCUGUUCCAGGGUUCUAUCUAAGCUUUGGGACUUCAGGUGGGCUACCAAAGUUGAUGCCUGUCACUGCUGAAUUUGCUAAUAAGUGGGAAUUAUUUCGUGGCUUGUACGAGUCUUCUGUGAUAAAGUAA